AUGUCUUUAGUCGCCUAUGGCAGCAGUGAUGAGAGUGACUCAGAGGAAACCUCUGCCGCACAGGAGAGGAAACCCAGCGCAGGAAGGCUCUUCUCACUCCUGCCUGCUCCUAAAAAGCCAGGAUCGGCGGGAGGGAACUAUGUGCCAGACAAGAAGACAACAGCGAGCCCUGCAGCAGGGGAAAGCUCAUCCACCGAUGAUCCAGAUCCGCAGCCAUCUAAGGGAAGCUUAUUUUCCAGCCUGCCCAAGCCAAGGAAACGGGCAGAACCUGUCAAGAUCACCGUACCACAGAUCCAGAGACAGGAUUCAGAUUCAGAUGAUGAUGAACCAGCAACAAAGAAACUCCAAAAUCAGGGUGCAGGCACAGGCCUGUCCUCCCUUCUGCCACAACCCAAAAACCUGACAGUAAAGGAGACAGACAGACCUCUGAUCCCUCAUGCGUUAACUAAACGGCAAGAACCAAAAGGACCCAAACCUGGAACCCCUGGUCAAGGUCUUGGUUCUAGUGCAUCUCCCUCUGCCAUCAAAGCUGCAGCAAAAUCAGCUGCCCUGCAGCUGGCUAGACAAAUAGCCUCAGAUGACCCAGAUAAUGAGGAAGACAUAACCCCACAGAACUACUUUUCUCUGGGCGAGAGCUCUCAGCCUCUCCCUGCAGUCAUCCCCAGCAUAGACCCUGAGCCAGGAGCCCUUGCAGAGCCCCUUCCUUUCGCAGCUGCUGAUGAGCCGGGACAGUCAGAUGCACCUCUCGACUUUGGAGGAAAACAUGAAGCAACUGGCACAUGGGGAGGUCAAUAUCAUCAGUAUCAGCAACCCAUAGCAGGCCCAGAGUCUUUUCCUCAGGGAUACUAUAAUGAGCCAUACUACCAAGAUCCCAACCCUGGAGUAUCAGAGGCUGAAGAACCCAGCCACUCAGCCAUGUUUGAUGAUGAAGCGUUCAUGCGGCUCCAGGGUAAAAGAAACCGGGGCAAAGAGGAGGUGAAGUUUCUGGAGAUCAAAGGUGACGACCAGCUGAGUGGCAACCAGCAGUGGAUGACCAAGAGCAUGACUGAGGAGAAACAGCAACGGCAGUCCUUCAGCAAGAAAAAAGGAGAACAACCUACAGGACAGCAGCGACGGAAGCAUCAGAUAACAUAUCUCAUUCACCAGGCAAAGGAACGUGAGCUGGAGCUGAAAAACAACUGGGCAGAAAACAGGCUAACUCGCCGGCAGACCCAGGCCAAAUAUGGUUUCUAAACAUCAUAACUGUGGACUGUGGUGGCAUACAGAAAGCCUGCAUCGGAAAUUUGAGUACAGCUUUCCAAAUUUACCUACACAAAGGGGAAAUUGUUUAGAAACAAAAAGCAUACAGUCCUUAAUAGAGAUUUCCCUUCCUGCCCUCCAUCCUGUAUUUGUGUUGAAUUGUUAAUAUUUAGUAGUUCUGUUUGAUAAGAUGUUAUUCUUAAAUCUAAAAUGCAGCCACAGCCGCUACACUCCCCUUUCACUGUCAUUUCUGUUAAAUAUAGGAACUGUACCUAUGUAACAAUGUAACAGUAUUUUUAAGGUACCUUUGCUCAGUCAUUGGCAGAACAGAUGUAAAGUGACCCUUGAAGUGGCCAUUAUAAAUGUUUUUCCUUUGGA
Messenger RNA from Archocentrus centrarchus (flier cichlid), 1617 nucleotides. It is a transcript of the gene prcc, whose product is annotated as proline rich mitotic checkpoint control factor. Gene Ontology annotation, cellular component: nucleus. NCBI's taxonomy places the organism in Eukaryota, Metazoa, Chordata, Actinopteri, Cichliformes, Cichlidae. The coding region runs from base 1 to 1233 and encodes 410 amino acids. The record is from RefSeq and is a predicted model, not a curated record. The transcript has 7 exons.